This is a messenger RNA of Pecten maximus, 6494 nucleotides long. RefSeq names its product lissencephaly-1 homolog. Gene Ontology annotation, cellular component: microtubule associated complex; neuron projection; cytoplasmic microtubule. The record is from RefSeq and is a predicted model, not a curated record. Lineage: Eukaryota; Metazoa; Mollusca; Bivalvia; Pectinida; Pectinidae. Gene Ontology annotation, molecular function: microtubule plus-end binding; dynein complex binding. The coding region runs from base 223 to 1452 and encodes 409 amino acids. The transcript is spliced from 12 exons. Gene Ontology annotation, biological process: vesicle transport along microtubule; nuclear migration; establishment of mitotic spindle orientation.
AAUGAGCAUGCGCAGUUAGUCAUUAUCGGGUGAAAUUUUACGUGUGGAGUCCUGCCAAAGAGGAUAUUUUCGACGAUUUGUGACAAUUUUACAGAUAUAAUUCAAGUAUUCAUAAAUGACUUACAACAAAAUGAAUUAAACUGUUUUGUUGGGCCUGCCUCCAAUUGGUUAAACUUGGCACUUUAAUCUGUGAAGUGUUUGGUGCAUCCAAAAUUUCUCAAAAUGGUUUUAUCUCAACGACAGAGAGAGGAACUAAACCGUGCAAUAGCCGAUUACCUUAGUUCUAAUGGAUACAUUAGUGCUCUUGGUGAAUUCCAGAAAGAGGCCUCCAUGCAAGGAGAAAUUGACAAGAAGUAUGCUGGCCUCUUAGAAAAGAAAUGGACAUCUGUCAUCAGGCUUCAGAAAAAGGUCAUGGACCUUGAAGCCAAACUUUUGGAGGCAGAAAAAGAAUUCAACUCCGGGGGACCAACUCGUGACCGCCGAAGCCCUGCAGAGUGGAUACCCCGCCCCCCAGAGAAAUACACCCUCAGCGGACACAGGAGCCCUGUCACACGGGUUAUAUUUCACCCAAAAUUUAGUAUAAUGGUUUCAGCAAGUGAAGAUGCUACUAUGAAGUUAUGGGAUUACGAGACUGGUGACUAUGAAAGGACCCUGAAAGGACACACCGACUCUGUACAGGAUAUAGCAUUUGAUCAAGCAGGCAAAUCUUUGGUUUCGUGUUCAGCUGAUAUGACUAUAAAACUGUGGGACUUUACAGGAUCAUAUGAAUGUCUGAAGACCAUGCAUGGUCAUGACCACAAUGUUUCGAGUGUGACUUUCAUGCCAAGCGGGGAUCACAUUAUUUCGUGUUCACGAGACAAGACCAUAAAGAUGUGGGAAGUUGCCACUGGAUAUUGUGUGAAGACUUACACAGGCCACCGUGAGUGGGUACGUAUGGCCAGGGUGUACCACGAUGGCUCGUUGAUCGCCAGUUGUUCUAAUGACCAGACAGUUCGCGUCUGGGUAACAGCCACUAAGGAGUGUAAGGCAGAACUAAGGGAGCACGAGCAUGUGGUCGAGUGUAUCGCCUGGGCUCCAGAGGCAGCACACCCCGCCGUUUGUGAGGCCAGUGGUGUAGACGCGAAGAAAACUGGCAGAAGUGGCCCGUACCUGGCCUCAGGAUCACGCGACAAGACCAUCAAGAUUUGGGACAUCAGCACUGGACUAUGUCUCUUUACACUGGUUGGCCAUGACAACUGGGUUAGAGGAAUCUUGUUUCAUGUUGGAGGCAAAUAUAUCCUCAGCGCGUCAGAUGACAAGAGCUUGAGGAUCUGGGAUAUCAAAAACAAAAGGAACCAGAAAACUCUAGAUGCCCAUCAACACUUUGUAACGUCAAUAGACAUGCAUAAGACAGCACCCUACGUAAUAACUGGCUCUGUGGACCAGACCAUAAAAGUUUGGGAAUGUCGUUAACUCACUCUGCCAGGAGCUCGCAUUUUACUUGGGCUAGGUAUAUACCAAGCAAUGAUACAAAUUAUAUUGUAAAACUGUCCCGAAAUUUUAUGUUUCGUCACAAAUCAAACAAUCAUCCAAAUAAAACCAUUGUGUGGAGAGGAUCUAGUUUGAUGGUAUCUGUCUGGGAGAGUUUGGAUUGGUUGGUAUAAAGCCUAGUUUUAUACUUUUGAUCGAGAGUUCGGUCGAGCGUGUGCACUAUUAAGGGUGCAGGUGAAUGAUCUCAGUGAUGCCUCCAGAUGAUCAAUAUGACAGUGCUUGCUUCCAGUGGUCUUGUCCGCUUGUCUUGUUAUUUAGUCAUAUACCUCUUUCACGACUUUUUAACCAAUGGCCAUCAUAAAUAUGAAAUUAAAAAGCAAGAUUUGAAUAUUCUCUGAAAUGGAGAAAAGUUUUCCUUUGUGGAAUGAAAUGAAGAUGGCUGAUAUAUUCAUGCUCAGUGAUAGUGUUGAUUGUCUUUAAAUUAAUUCACGCUUAUUUUACAUAUAUACACAUAGACCAGUGAUUAUGGGACUUGUGGAGUAUACUAUAUGCUCAAGGACUGGUGUUAAAAUUUUUAAACAGGACUGCUGACAGUGAUACACAGAGAUCAGCUGCCGCAGAAUUAUUAUUAAACAAGAUUAAUUUAUGUAGUGUGUAUACAGGAUCUGACAUGUCUUUCACCGCCAUGUGUGCAAAAUGCAAUAUCAGUAUAUAUCAGCAUAUAGUACUAUUGUAUGACAUGUUUCUAUGCUGUGUACAGUGUAUUACUGCCAGACUGCUAUAAGCUGUCUUGUAUUCAACAUGUACACUUUGUACACCAAAUUAUAGAUACUAGAUGUUAUAUAUGAAAAUUUAAGUUGGUUAAAGGAAUAGGUUGAAAACAAUGUAAGCCCAAAGAAAAUUUCAAGCGUAUCAUAUUUCUCAUUGUAUAGAUUAUUAAGAGUAAUUCUAUCCAAUGUUAACUGUUUUCACCUUGUAAGGUGGAUCGAUGUUAUACAGGGAAUAUAGAAUAUAAGAAUAUGUAUUUGCUGAAGUGACAUUGUGCAUUUGUCUAUAUAGAAAUUGACAUCUUGUGUAAAAAAAUAAUCGCACAUUAAGUGUCAAACCUUGUUAUAGUAAUAAUCUAUUUACAAAUAGUUAAGUACAUUUAAUUUAAACACUAUCAAAUUGAUUUUGUUGAUUAAGCAGUGCAGUACUAUGAAUUUUAUUGAGGAAUAAUGCGAAUACUCUAUUAACCUACAUAUAUUCAAUGUGUAUAUUAUUAUUGUAUCAUGCAAAUUUGCACAUGGUGAAGAUUUUGUAACUAUUGAUAGUUAAUCAUUAUAAUCAUCCUUUGAUAUUCCAAUUAUUCUCUUCGACACAUACCAGAAGGUGCUUGACUUAUUUUUUGCCAUAAGCAGUUCCAGAAUACAGUUAAAUGCACUUGAAGUAAGACCGUUUUGUCUUUAAACUUAACAAGCUUCAUUUUUAUGCCAUAGAUUGGUCUAAAAGUGAAGUGACCCAAUUCUUCGUACUGGGUAUGAUGGACUUUAUGACUAGUCCAAUGUUAUAUAUAUUACAAAAUCUGUGAUAUACAUUUUCAAAUUAUUGUCAUAAUUAUAUGCUGUUUAGAUUUUGGUAGUUAAAGCAAAUUUUUAGACAUUAUCUUUUUAAUGAAACACCACAAUUGAUAGAAAAUCAUUAAAUUGUGCCCUUACCUGUCUUGGAGCUUUUGGCAUCAAAUGUCAGCACUAGAUGGGCAGGUCCAGAGGAUUUGAUGGAUUUUAUACAGAUGGAUGUAUUUAAGUGAUCUAUAAAAAUUCAAAUUUAUCUUUUUAAACCCAUGAUCCAUCAGGUGAGUCCUGCUUCUUGUUCCACAGAAAUACCGGAAGUGUGAAUAGGAGUCAUGACCAUAAUUAUCAAGUAUUGCUACUGCGGUAGUCCUCUUGUUUUUUGUGCUGACUUUUAUAUGAUAUUGCUUUGAUGCAGUCAACCAUCCGUCCAUACAUAUGUAAUCUUUAUUAUUUUCCGGUGAUGCUUCAGUGUUGUAUUUCAACUUUCUCUUUUGACCAGUUUCAAUAUUGAAUACAAAAUAUGUGUAUUGCGCAGCUCAAAUCAGCAUUCCAUGACUUGAAUAAGAUCUUUAUAUUGAAUGAAAUUAUAAAUGGUACAUAUAUAUUCAUCCAUUAGACAGUAUGAAAUUUUACAUUCAUUCAUUGAUUUUAACACACGUAAUGCCUGAAGUGGUUGUGAUGAUUACAUUCAUUUCAGGCUUAUUCCUAGUGUUCAAAUUAUAUUUCAAGAAUGUCCACAGAUUUUUUGUUUCACUUCCUGAAGAUGUUAUGGUGGAUGGUUGGUGCAGGUGUAAAUAUGAAGGUACAAGAAAACUAUAGGAAACCCAAUACUCUAAUGAUAUAUUAAUCUGGGUUUUAAAAGAUAGAAUUCUGUAUGGAAUCCAUUGAUAACUUGGAUGUAGUGUGUCAUUCUAUGAAAGCUUGCCAUCCUUAUAUGUAUUCUCUCAUAGCAUUGCUAUGCUACAGUCAGUGUGCUUCAUCUUCAUUGUUAAGUUUGCAGUUCAUUUAAUUUAUUUACAACACAUGCUUUUUAUUACAAGAUUUCAAUUAUUAUUUUGCAGUAGACACAGUUAUAUGUGUUGUUUAAAACUAUGUUCAUAUCGGUGAAUGCUACAUGAAUGUGUUUGAUAUUUAAAGGAAACAAAAUCUCAUACUAGCAUCAUAUUUCUCUGUUGAAGCUGUGCUGAUGUCGGACUAAAACGGGUUGUGUAUUUGUGUUCAUAAAAACCUCUGAUAUUGUGUUUGAAAUGAAAAUAUGGCCAGUUUAUCUUUUGAAAACAACUUGGCUCUAUUUUUUGAAAUUUUGGAAGGAAAAAUUAAAACAAUUUUUUGUAAAAAAAAGUUUGAAUGAACAAACAAUGUAUUGCAUAUUUGAUUUUUUUUUUUUUUUUUUCAAAUGCUAUUCUAGUCCCAUAUAUUUUACAUUCAAGGUGGUGAACUUUUAUAAUUCGAUGAAUGAACUGUGCAAUUUUAUUUUAAGAAUUGUUUUUGUUAUUUUUUUUUUUAGUUAGAUAGAUAUAAACCUUGAAUAUGGUAACCGUUUUGACUUUAUUGUACUACUUGUUAUCCAGGAUUGUGGUUGGUCAAAUGAUCAAGCUCCGACUCUCAAUUUGUUAAUGUUUUGGGGAUAGUCCAUACAUUUUUGCAUCUUCUCCAGAAGACAAUGAAUAUGAUGCUUGUAUAGAAUUUGUUUCUUUUCUGUAGCUUCCAUACAAAAAGAUAUUGAAGAAAAAUAAAUAGGAGUCACUUAAGGUGAUAGCCAGAUGGAGUUUUCAUCAGGUUUGGAUACUGUUUGACCUGUUGGCCUCAAAUAUUCGAAUGCCUAUAAUGUCAUUCCAAGCACUGUGUAGUGGUAUUCUAUAACAGAUCAAACAACUGCCAAUGAUGUACAUGAUAUAAAACAGUUAAAGCCAGUCACAGAGAGAAGGGGUUGCAUUUAUGUGGGAGUAAUGAUAAAUGUGGAUUGCAUGAAUAGAUUAACAAGUAGACAACACCUGACCUGUCUGAAGUAUAACCUAUAUACCAAGUGCCAAUUUAGUUUGAUUUUAUUCAUAUAUUUAUGUUUUUUCCUAUAACUCAUGUUUUAUUAUCUCCCUUAUAUUCGAUUAUCUGCAAUGAGAACAGCAUUCCACAAAUUUUAUCUUGAUAUCCCCUGUCAGUUUUACUACAAUUUCCAAUUCUUCUGAUCUGAAUGGCAUUUAAUCAUAGGUAAUUAAAAAGUACUGGCAUGGCCUUCUGUAACACCAGCAAGUUACUCAAACCCAAUGAUAAGUAGAGUAUGAUUAAUUAAUGGUAAAGGUUGUAUAAACGUUUUGAACCUUUCCACCGAGUACCACAUUUGAUAGUAUAUGGUAUUAAGGAAUACUGUGUACAUAUCCAUAUCCACCAUUCAUUCCCAAGCCUUUUUGUUUGCUGUGCCUCUCCAGGAAUGUUUCUAUCAUUCAUUAAUGUGUCUAUCAAAGCUAAGAUUGUUACUUAGAUUACAAAUGAUGGAAAAUCCCUUCAUUUUUGCCUUUUCUAUAAACAGAGGUAAGACUCCAUGUUCUGGGGAUUGCACCAUGUAUUAUAGAUGAAAACGAGGGGAUUUUCUUCUCAUGAUCUUUCCUACUUUCUAUUCUGUCUUUCUCACUCUUUUUUCGAUAAAGGGAAGGUAUGUGAUAACACCACAUGUAUUUGUUAGAAAUGUCUUUUAUUUCUCGGACUAUGUUUGAAUUGCCAAUGAAAUUCAGUUUUAACACAUCUGUGGUACCAAAACCUACAAUUCCCUUUGUAGCUGUAAAUACUACAACAAACCUAUUGUAAUGUUGAACUUUUGUCUCCAAUUUUCAGUCUUUGUCAUAAUUUAAUGUAAUUCUCAUUAACAGUUUAUUCAAAGAAUUAAUGUGUAUGUGCUUUAUAUUUUACCUUCGGAUUAUAAAAAGAAGUGAAAUAUUGUUGAAAAUCCUUUUGGAAGGAAAAUGGAAAAAAAAAUAAGAAAAAAAUAUUGCCAUGUAGAGUCCAGGAACAAUUGUGUUAUGGUAUUCUUAGGCAGGGUAUCAAUGUGGUAUUACCAACAUCAUUUUACAUCAUUAAGUGCUAUUCACAGUAUUUAUAUAAAUACAUCUGUGUACAAUAUAACUAAUACAUGUAUAAUGUGUCUGCCAGUUUGUUUGAAGAGCGGUGUGAGCUGUAAGGCCUGGCUUCUGACAGUUGUCACUAUACAUUGAAGUUUAUACCACAGGGAGGUGUGGUGGUAACCAUGGGGUGUGUAAAAAAUUACCCGCCCUUCACACAAUAUGGCAGGUUUUGGUGUUGUAAUAUUUUAAUGAUAACGUGGAUAAUAUUUGGUUGACACAUCCAGAUUUUAAGGUCUUUAUCUAUCUAACUAAAUUUGUGUUGCUUUGUAACCGGCAGUCCUCAUGUACGUCAAACUUACGUUUUUAACUUUGAUCUGGUCGUGUCUACUGUCAAUAAAUGAUAAUGUCAGAUUCC